This is a messenger RNA of Daphnia magna, 1917 nucleotides long. RefSeq lists its product as uncharacterized. Gene Ontology annotation, molecular function: nucleic acid binding. The transcript has 4 exons. The coding region runs from base 1 to 1917 and encodes 638 amino acids. Lineage: Eukaryota; Metazoa; Arthropoda; Branchiopoda; Diplostraca; Daphniidae. The record is from RefSeq and is a predicted model, not a curated record.
AUGUGCUCCGCGUUCACGACGUACUCGAUUCCCGUUAUCCAGCCGACGGAGUUGACGCCCCAGAUGCAAUCAAAACUCAUUUCGGAUGUGGACGUUAACAACUGCAACUGCAAAGGCGCCACAUGGUACCUUCCGCAUCAUGGCGUGACAAACCCAAACAAACCGGAUAAAGUUCGCGUCGUGUUCAAUCCAUCCGCUCGUCACAAAGGAACAUCGCUAAACGAACAACUGUACAAAGGCCCCGAUCUUCUAACGAUUCUCAUUUGUGUCCUUCUUCGCUUCCGGCAAUUUCCCGUCCCAAUCUCCGGCGACAUCGAGAAGAUGUACCAUCAAGUUCUUGUUCCAAAAGAGCAACAAUCUUUCUUCCGCUUUUUUUGGAGCGACGCAGGAGAACCGAAAGAAUAUCAAAUGACAGUUGAUGUCUUUGGUGCCGUAUCGUCUCCAACCAGCUGCAUCUACGCCCUGCAAAAAACAGCAAAAGACUACGGCAGCCGCUUUCCCAACGUAGCCGACGCUGUAUUCAAGAACAUUGCGUGGGUCUACCUGCGAGCCAAAUACGCAAACGGAAGCUUCGGUCUCAAUCUUCUUCUCGCAAAAGCAAGAGUCUCCCCGUUACGCCAGUUGUCUAUUCCACGUUUGGAGCUACAAGGUGCAGUUCUUGGCGUCCGAUUAUGUGACUCAGCCAUCAAGGAGAUUGGACCCAUUGCAUCGCAAGUAAUCUAUUGGUGUGAUUCUCAAACGGUACUACAAUGGAUCCACUCAAAGUCAUGCAAAUAUCAUGCGUUCGUCGCUCACCGGAUUACCGAAAUUCUUGAUAGCAGUGCCGCUUCCCAGUGGCACCACGUCCCAGGCGAAAUGAAUCCAGCCGACGAUUGUUCCCGUGGUAUUCCCGCUACUCAUCUUAUAACUCAACACAGAUGUUUCCGCGGCCCAGACUUCCUUGCCUUACCACGAUCUUCAUGGCCUUCAACUGGUGUUAUCGUUGAGCCAUCAUCAGACAAUCCUGAGGUGUCACCGGUCAAAUGGGUCGGCCACAUUCAGGUCAUCAACGACCACCCCGUCUUCAACCUAAUCCCAAACUCAUCAAAUCUGCACAAGUUGAAGCGGAUCGUCGCAUGGCUACUCCGGUUCGUCAACAAUCGCCAAAUCUAUCCUAAUAAUCAACAAUGCGCUCCUUAUGUCAAAGCUCCUGAACUCCGUGAUUUUCUUCGCUAUAUAAUCCGCGUCGAUCAACGCCAUUUCUUCGACAACGAUUUCUUAUGUUUGAUCAAAGGACGGCCGGUCUCAACAGCGUCUUCACUAUCCAAUCUCACACCAUUCUUGGAUGCCCAAAGAGUUAUCCGGUUAAUCACCGACAUGCACAAAAUCCUUAUCCAUGCAACAACAGAGCCUACGCUUCACGCACUUCGGGAAAAAUAUCACGUCCUCCAUCCUCGGGCCUCCAUCAAUCGGGUAAUCCGCAAUUGCUUCACUUGCAAGCUCCGUCGCAGUCAACCAGCGCCACCCCUUAUGGGACCACUUCCAGCUAGCUGUCUCAAAACACAUCUUCCCCCUUUUACUAAUGUCGGCAUCUACUUUUUUGGCCCGUUACCAGUAGUCAUCUUGAGAAGAUCUGUCAAACGCUACGGCGUCAUGUUUACAUGCCUGGACUGUCGAGCUGUACAUCUCGAAGUUGCAGAUUCCCUGGAUAUGGACUCCUUCAUAAACGCUUUCUCACGUUUCGCUGAUCGUCGCGGUCUCCCUCAACUUUGCUACAGCGACAACGGCACAAAUCUGGUCGCCGGUGAGCAGGAGAUCAAUCGCAUCCUUCCCCGCUGGAAUGAAGCUGACUUGGUGCGUAAGAUAGAGAAAUUGAAAAAUCUACCUAUUGAAUGGAGAUUCAGUCCGCCCGUAGCUCCUUAUUUUGGUGGCUCGUGA